UAUAUAUAUUGAUCUUCUGAUUAGAUUCGGCCCUGAAUCAACACAAGAGAUUUUUCUUCUCAGACACUUCACAUAUCCUAACCAUGCCUUCCUACACUCUCCACUACUUCAACCACCGUGGCCGUGCUGAGAUCUGCCGUAUGCUGUUCGCAGCUGCUGGUGUCCAGUACAAUGACCGCAGGAUCGAAUCUUCCGAAUGGAGUGGCAUGCGCAGCCGAAUGCCAUGCUCUAUGCUGCCAAUGCUGGAGAUUGACAACAAGACCCAGAUUCCACAGAGUAUGGCGAUUGCCAGAUACUUAGCAAGAGAAUUCGGUUUCCAUGGCAAGAAUAAUAUGGAUAUGGCCAAAGUUGACUACGUCUCAGACUGCUUCUAUGAUAUCAUGGAUGAUUACAUGAGAAUGUAUCACGACAGAGAUGGAAGAAUAAUGUUUGAUAAAAUGUCUGACAUGCGCCAGAGAUAUUGUGACAUGGAUAGUAAACUGUUUAUUAGACAUCGAUUCUUGGGUUAUAUAGGUUUUGUGAGAAGGUGUCGAGUCAACGACAUGCGUUCCGAUAUGCGCGGCGACAUGCGUUCCGAUAUGCGUUCCGAUAUGCAUUCCGAUAUGCGCGGUGAUAUGCGUUCCGAUAUGCGCGGUGAUAUGCGUUCCGAUAUGCGCGGUGAUAUGCGUACCGAUAUGUGCGGUGAUAUGCGUUCCGAUAUGCGCGGUGAUAUGCGUUCUGACAUGCGCGGUGACAUGCGCGGUGAUACGUACGGUGACAGUAUGAGCGAUAGCAGAAUGAUGGAGAUGCGCAUGAGAUUCCAGGAGACGUGUCGCAGAGUUCUUCCAUUUUUAGAGAGAUGCUUGGAGAUGCAACACGGUGGAAACCAAUUCUUCCUGGGUGACCAUAUGACUAUGAGUGAUAUGAUGUGCUACACAGCUUUGGAGAAUCCCCUGCAAGAGAACCCAUCAUUCUUGAACAACUACCCGAAAUUGAGGGCUCUGAGAGAACGAGUGUGCGCUCACUGCAAAAUCAGUCCAUACAUUAAGAGACGUCACCACUCCUCUUUCUAAAUCGUUAACCACAAACAUAUCGACUUCUCCCUAUGAAACCCUUAGAAAUUACUCUGCAAAACGAAGAACAUGGAAAUUCAAAUUUGGAAGCCUAAAAAACCGGGACCGUUCCCUUUGAAUUGAAUUGAAUUGAAUUGAAGUGAUGUGUCACGUGAAUUAUGUGAGAAUUGAUGAGAAAACUCAAGCUGAUGCAUGAAAUCUUACUGACGUUUUCUUUUCCAAUGAAUCGCAAUAAUUUUUAGAAGGACGCUGCACAUUCCUACACUGAAGCAUCUGUAUACAAAACCUAUCUGUACAGUGGCAUCUCUGUAAAUGUUGUAAGUUAAUUAUAAUAAUAAUGAUAAUAAUAAUUACUAUAUGCAUAUACCAUAAAUAAUUAUUAUUAUUUUAUAAUGUUAAGAAGAAUAGUGUCAUUAAUAAAAAAAAGUUAUUUCCUAUCAUAA
Octopus bimaculoides (California two-spot octopus) is the source of this 1495-nucleotide messenger RNA. Its product is annotated as S-crystallin 2. Gene Ontology annotation, biological process: glutathione metabolic process. Gene Ontology annotation, molecular function: glutathione transferase activity. NCBI's taxonomy places the organism in Eukaryota, Metazoa, Mollusca, Cephalopoda, Octopoda, Octopodidae. The record is from RefSeq and is a predicted model, not a curated record.